AUGGACGCGGCGCUGUGACCCGCCGGGGGCGGAUUGGGAAGUUUGAAUAAGGAUUUUAUCGCUUCCCUUUCCCCCUUCUCCCCUCGGUGCGGCUCAGUCCCUACCCCCCAUCUUCCCCGACAGAUUUUGUUGUUGUUAUUUUUUUUUUCCUCUUCAGCGUGUAAUUUUUUUUUUUUUUUAAAUUGCCGCGUGGGGUUGGAUUUUUGUUUUUGUUAUAGUUUUUGUUUUGAAUUUUAUUUUCCUUGGUCGUACCCGUCUCUACCCGCCGUAGAGACCGGUCCCCGCGGGCUGCCGAGCGCCACCCCCGAGCCGGCCCGCGGGGCUGCCAUGGAUCGCUCCGGCGGGGGCAGCGACCGCAGGCAGCCCGAGGAGAGCAAGCCGCUGCUGGGCGAGAUGUCCGCUCCCGAGGGGAAUAAAAUGGGUGCCGCGCCGUGCCGGAGAGCCCUGCUCCACUGCAACGGCAUGAGGUACAAGCUGCUGCAGGAGGGGGACAUCCAGGUGUGUGUCAUCCGGCACCCCCGGACGUUUCUCAGCAAGAUCCUCACCUCCAAGUUCCUGCGGCGGUGGGAGCCGCACCACUUGACCCUGGCGGACAACAGCGUCGCCUCGGCCACGCCAACCGGGUACAUGGAAAACUCCAUUUCCUACAGUGCUAUUGAAGAUGUUCAACUGCUCUCCUGGGAGAAUGCCCCUAAGUACUGUUUACAGCUCACAAUCCCGGGGGGUACUGUCCUACUGCAGGCUGCAAACAGUUACCUGAGGGAUCAGUGGUUCCAUUCUUUGCAGUGGAAGAAGAAGAUUUACAAGUACAAGAAGGUGCUGAGCAACCCCAGCCGCUGGGAGGUGGUGCUGAAGGAGAUCCGGACGCUGGUGGACAUGGCGCUGACGUCCCCGCUGCAGGACGAUUCCAUCCACCAGGCACCCCUGGAGAUUGUCUCCAAGCUGCUCUCAGAGAACAACAACUUAACCACUCAAGACCAUGAGAGCAUUAUUGUGGCAAUCGCACCUUUGCUGGAAAACAACCAUCCUCCUCCUGACCUCUGUGAAUUCUUCUGCAAGCACUGCCGAGAGCGCCCACGGUCCAUGGUGGUGAUCGAGGUCUUCACCCCGGUGGUGCAGAGGAUUCUCAAACACAACAUGGAUUUUGGGAAGUGCCCUCGGUUGCGGCUCUUUACUCAGGAGUACAUUCUGUCUUUGAAUGAGCUGAAUGCUGGAAUGGAGGUGGUGAAGAAGUUUAUUCACAGCAUGCAUGGUCCAACGGGACAAUGCCCACAUCCCAGGGUCCUGCCAAAUCUCGUAGCUGUCUGCUUAGCUGCCAUUUAUUCCUGUUACGAGGAAUUUAUCAACAGUCGGGACAAUUCGCCAAGCCUGAAGGAAAUUCGGAACGGCUGCCAGCAGCAGUGUGACCGAAAGCCCAAUCUCCCCCUCCGCCUUCUUCACACGAGUCCUGACCUGGUCUCUCAGGAGGCCACCUUGACUGAAUCCCGUCUCAAACCAGUUAUUGUCACCUCCAACGAGAUCCACGUGGAGGUGGAGCGCAACAACACGGCCAACCAGAAGAUGACGGCCGGCGUGGGCAACGACAGCGAGCCCAACCUCAUCGACUGCCUGAUGGUCAGCCCCACCUGCAGCACCAUGAGCAUCGAGCUCAGUGCCCAGGCUGACAGGAUCCUGGGCUGCUACGUGGAAAUACUCAAGAUGCUGUCAGACUAUGAUGACUGGAGACCAGCCCUGGCCAGCUUGCUUCAACCUAUCCCAUUUCCCAAGGAGGCUCUCGCACAUGAGAAAUUCACAAAGGAGCUGAAAUAUGUGAUUCAGAGAUUUGCAGAAGACCCGAGGCAAGAAGUCCACUCGUGUUUGCUGAGUGUGAGGGCUGGCAAAGACGGCUGGUUCCAGCUCUACAGCCCUGGGGGAGUGGCCUGUGAUGAUGAUGGAGAGCUCUUUGCCAGUAUGGUUCAUAUUUUGAUGGGAUCCUGCUAUAAAACAAAGAAGUUCCUACUUUCACUGGCUGAAAAUAAACUGGGGCCUUGCAUGCUGCUGGCUUUGAGGGGUAACCAGACGAUGGUAGAGAUUUUAUGUUUGAUGCUGGAAUACAACAUCAUUGAUAAUAAUGACACCCAGCUCCAGAUCAUCUCCACCCUGGAAAGCACAGACGUGGGAAAGAGAAUGUAUGAACAGCUGUGUGAGAGGCAGAGGGAGUUAAAGGAGCUGCAAAGAAAAGGUGGCCCCACAAGGUUAACACUGCCAUCCAAGUCCACAGAUGCCGACCUGGCCCGCCUGCUAAGCUCGGGAUCUUUUGGGAAUCUGGAAAACCUCAGCCUGGCCUUCACCAAUGUGACAAGUGCUUGUGCUGAGCACCUCAUCAAACUGCCUUCGCUCAAGCAGCUGAACCUGUGGUCAACUCAGUUCGGCGACGCGGGGCUGCGGCUGCUGUCCGAGCACCUCACCAUGCUGCAAGUGCUCAACCUGUGCGAGACCCCGGUGACGGACGCCGGGCUGCUGGCCCUGAGCUCCAUGAAGAGCCUGUGUAGUUUAAAUAUGAACAGCACCAAACUUUCAGCAGAUACCUACGAAGAUCUCAAGGCUAAACUCCCCAACCUGAAAGAGGUGGACGUCCGCUACACCGAAGCCUGGUGAACUCUCCCUGCCUCCCACUCUUCUCUUUUGCUUCUCCUGAGAAGGAAAAGAUUUUUAAAACAGACAGAUUGAAACAAACCAGAAAAGAACUUUUGGCCAAUUCCUGUAGAGCAGUGAGUCUGGGAACUUGGUGAGAGGAGUUGUGGUUGUGGGGUAGCAGAGUGGAGUUGUGUGUGUUGGGAGGACGGGGCAAGCCUGCACCCCAUCGGAUUCUUUCAGCUUUGUGAUUUCAGAAUCAACAUAAUUCAAAUUGAAAAGGAAACAAACAAAAUAAGGACUUUGUAGCAGCAAGAAGAUUAUAAAGAGGAAAAAAACACCUUUGUGGAUUUUAUUUGCCUUUGUGUUUUAUGCCAUGUGGAGAAAAAAAAAAUUCCUUUGUCCUUACUUACCUGGGUUUCCUUGGCUGGCACCCAGCCAGCCAGAACUCCUGUUUUACCAGUUUUGCUCCAGAAAAUCAAACUUCAAAAAUCUCAAGAGAAGAAAACCAAAACCAAUAUGAUUUUCACUUUCCCCCAUGUCCUUGCAGUUGUUAUGCAAAGUAAUUUUGUUGUACAUAAGAUUUACAUAAUGCACCUAUUUAAGAAAAUGGUUCACAAAUAACAGGUCUGGGACCUGUCUUUUAUUUAUGAAUUGUUAAUUCUUUUACCCUUUUUUGCGUAUAGUACUGUAUAAACUAGUUUGCUGUCUUGUUGUUAUUAUUAUUUUUUUUAAGGAAAUGUCCUCCUUGGAGAAUUGCCUUUUAGUAAUGCAAACUGUAUUAUACUCCCUCUUUGUCCACAUUCAUCGCGUUGUCUUUUUGAUUUCAAAAUGCCUCAAAUGUUAUCAAAUAGGAAGGAAAAUCCUUAUCAAGGGGGGGCGUGGCUGUUGGGGGAGGGAGUGCAGGGAUUAAUAAAAGUCACAAUUCCUUCCAAAGUCUGAAAACUUUCUUUAGUCUUCUAAGCCAUGUCAGGUUUAAACACGGGAGACGGGGACAAGAGGUUUAUUUUGCCAGUGGGGUGUUUGCAAACUGUAGAUUUUACAAGUUGCCUCUGUAGUUUUCUGUUUACGUCCGAUAUUUCAAAAAGAGAAAAAAAAGCUCUCCCUCCAUUUUGUGCAUCAGCUUUUUCUGUUGGGUUUUUUUUUUUUUUU
Molecule: messenger RNA, 3765 nt
Organism: Ficedula albicollis (Collared flycatcher)
Lineage: Eukaryota; Metazoa; Chordata; Aves; Passeriformes; Muscicapidae
Gene: CMIP
Product: c-Maf inducing protein
Exons: 22
Coding region: 328-2637 (769 amino acids)
Cellular component (GO): cytosol; nucleoplasm
Source: RefSeq, a predicted model, not a curated record